Messenger RNA from Syngnathoides biaculeatus (alligator pipefish), 1907 nucleotides. It is a transcript of the gene ccdc85al, whose product is annotated as coiled-coil domain containing 85A, like. The record is from RefSeq and is a predicted model, not a curated record. The transcript has 4 exons. NCBI's taxonomy places the organism in Eukaryota, Metazoa, Chordata, Actinopteri, Syngnathiformes, Syngnathidae. The coding region runs from base 395 to 1795 and encodes 466 amino acids.
CACUGACGUUGACCAAACAACCUACUCGCCGAUUGUCAUUGUGUGAGCUGAAGGUUCACCGACUAUUUCUCUCACGUUCUCACGAAGUGCAGCUCCGUUAAUAAAGCAGAAAGGAAAAGAGGCUUCCGUUAGCACGUAGCCCAGCGACCUCGUCCGCGAGGAUGUUGCAGUGACGGCACAGCAUCCUUCCAGCAAGUGAGCCGGCAUCGUCAGCUGUUGCGCCAAUUCAGUGAGCGGACAUGUCGAGCGGAAAAGCAGCGUUGACAAAUUUUGUCACGGAUCUUUAGAAGAUAACCUUUAUCCACGAGUCAGUCGGAGAGCGGAUGCAACUAGAAACUGCCAACAACCCUCUGAGUAUUUUCCGCCCUUUGUCGGUACCGGAGGAUCUGUGCCAAUGGAGAAAGCGACUCCACCGCCCCAGCCUCAGGUGCAGCUGUCAAUAGCCAAGACCGACACACCGGCGGACGACAUCUCCGGCUUGUCCGACGAGGACCUGCUUAACUGGACAAAGGAGGACCUGGUGAGGCGGCUGAGACGCUCCGAGGCCGACAAGAUGAGCGUGAUUCUGGACCAUGGAAAUCUCAUCCGAGAGGUCAACCGCAGCUUACAGUUGCACUUGAACGAGAUCAGGGGGCUGAAGGACAUCAAUCAGAAGCUGCAGGAAGACAACCGUGAGCUGCGAGACUUAUGCUGUUUCCUGGACGAUGACCGCCAAAAAGGAAAGCGUGUUUCCAGGGAGUGGCAGCGUCUGGGCCGUUACAGCUCAAGCAUUAUGCGCAAAGAGGUGACCCUCUAUCUCCAAAAACUCAAGGAAUUAGAGCUUCGACAGGAGGAGGUCAUCCGUGAGAACCUGGAACUGAAAGAGCUCUGUCUCCUCCUGGAUGAGGACAAAGGAAUAAUAGGUGGAGGUGGAGGAGCUGGCGGGAGUGUUGGAAUGGGCGUGGGGUCCCGAAACUCCAUAGACAGUCAGAACAGUUUGCUGUUGGUUCCUGGGCAGGGGCUCCUAAUGAGGGAUGUUGGGGAUGGGAGCAGCACAUCUAGUGCAGGGAGUGCUGACAGCUCAGAUCACCAUCAGCAUAAGCAAACACACCUGACUGUCGGAGUGGGGGGAAAUGGCAGGGAAAAAGGCAGUCCAGAGCUGGCGCAUAAACCUAGAUGUAGCAGCAUCAGUGCCAUAGGAGGAGGAAUGGCAGACAGGGAGGUGUCAAGCCCCGAACACCCGGCCGGGCGCAACCGGAGUACAAGUUUGGAGUACCCAUACACUUUGCCCCAACUCUGUCGACCACGUUGCGGUUCCAUAUCAGUGCCUGACCACAGCCGGGUCAUGCGAGGCUUGAGCCCAGAGAAAUAUGGAAGGAACGUGGGACGAAGUAGUCCAGAGCAGCACCCCAAGCACUACAGUUCUGACCUUCUUUUAGGCCAGAGGCAGCACUACCUAGGCCAUGGUGGCAGCGGCGACCUCUAUCAGAGGCAACACAGGAGCAGUAUUAGCAGUACUGGUUGUGAGAGCCCUGAGCCUCGUCAUUCACAUUUAGGGACAGGCGAGCACAUUGAAAAAAGUUGUGUAGUCCAAGGGGGCAGUCCUGAGACUCAUAGGCACCAAUACAGUCUGAGUCCUGACCAUGGGAAGUUUGGCAGCCCAAUUAGAGAUGCGCAAAGGAGGUCAGCUGGAGACGAGUUGUCACCACAUCAUCGGAGCAUCUACAAUGGGAUGAAUGCUUUGAUAUCAGCCGGCUGCUGCACCAACAACUGCAGAAAUGUCAAGCUAUGGGACAGCUUUGAUGCCUCAUCUUGACCCUGCUGCCUCAGCUUGGCUCCUUGGAGAAUGGGAAUCACAGCGGUAGAGCCUUUUUACGUCCAUGGUCUUGAUAGCUACCAACAUUCUGUGGCACCGUGGUCCAAGUCAC